This is a messenger RNA of Photinus pyralis (common eastern firefly), 1932 nucleotides long. Its product is annotated as FAST kinase domain-containing protein 4. Bases 150 to 1784 code for a protein of 544 amino acids. The record is from RefSeq and is a predicted model, not a curated record. NCBI's taxonomy places the organism in Eukaryota, Metazoa, Arthropoda, Insecta, Coleoptera, Lampyridae. The transcript has 6 exons. Gene Ontology annotation, biological process: regulation of mitochondrial mRNA stability.
GUGUAUAAAAAUGAAACAUUUCCCCGAAAGGGCGAAAUAGGUUAGAAAGUUAAUAUAUCUCAUAUCUUGUAUUUUGACGUUAAUUUAUUACAUAAUUGUAUAAUAAAUAAAGCUUGCUCUAGGCGCUAGUUUAGCAACCCGUGUAGAAGAUGUUUAAAGUUACACGAACUCUUUCGCAGUACACAAAAUCAAGUACUGUCCAGUUGUUCCAUCUUAGCAAAUUUUCCUCGGCCCCAAUAAGUGCUGCUAUCCGAAAUGUAGAACUAGAUAGGGAAAUAGAAAUUAAGAAACAGCAAAGUGACAUACCACAAACUUUAAAACCAAAUAAAGAAACUAAUGGUUUAGUUGCGGCCGCCUUCGCAUCUUUGAAAGAUAAUACAGUUAACAUCAGUUCAAGUUUUACUGAUGAAAGUAUUGGAAAAGCGACUACAGUCGGAGAACUAUUAUCAAUAGCAGAUGAAAGUGGUAUUUCACGGAAACGGGCACUUAAGGUAGUAUCUCUUCUUGCUGAGUGGUCAUCAAUGGGAAAAGUCGAAUUGUCCGAUUUCAAUACAGAUCCUCGAUUUAUUAAAUUGUGUAAGAUUUUAACGAAACGGAUUGGUCCAAGAAAAUCGUUUGUCACUCCACGAAAUGAAGAUUUAUCGACAAUUAUUAAUAUUACUGCUGAUGAUGAAGCUGCUAAACUUAUCACCUCAAUCUCGUUGCCUCAAACAGUGAAGGUAAUGACGAUGCUUGCCUCUAAGAAGCGUCGAUCAACUCCACUUUUACGUUCGUUAGCUUAUAAUAUAGCAGGAAAUUUGGAUCAUUUAGAUUUAAAACAGUGCAGCGAUCUAUUGUACAGUAGUGCAGUUUUAAAUUUUAUUGAUGAGAAUAUGUUAGAGAAGAUUUGCUCUGAUAUUGGUAUAGCAAUUCAAGGAAACACAAAGGGAAGUGCUGUUAUUGGUUCAAUUUUAACGAGCUUGGGACAUUUACAAUAUAAAUCAACAGAUAUUCUUGAUGCUUUAGCAGAUUGGAUAUUGAAAAAUAAUAAAAUCUGUAGAAUUCAGGACAUAUGUUCAUUGUUUAUUACACUCGGCGGUCUGAGUUAUAGUCCAUCCAACAUAGAACAACUAAACGAAGUGUCAAUCCCCCAAUUACAAGAAGCCGAAAUCAGCAAACCUGUUACAUGGUUGAAUUUUGUAUGGUCAUUGGUUGUGCUAAACUUGGCAAAGACAGAACAUAUUUCGUCAGUGCUAACAGAACAGUUUACAUCUAAAAUCCAUCAAGAUCGCAUGUCGAGUGUACCGAUAUAUUUAAAACUAUUAAAUAUUGAUAAUGCGAGUAAAUUGUUAGUAAAGGACUACAAAGGUCCCACUUUGUCUAAAAGUUCUGCUCUCAAACGCAACGAGGUUUCAAGAUCGAAAGAGAAAUUAGUUAUGGUUAAUGCUCUGCAAGAUACGAUCAGUAAUUUACUGAAUCCGAAAACCCAUUUAAAGACAAAUAUUUAUUCUGACAUGGGAUUUUAUAUUGAUGCUGAGGUGAGGUUGGACGCUAAAUGCAACCCUUUACCGAUCGAUUCAGAGGACAGUAACUGUAUUCAAGUGGCAGUUGUUGCACUAGAUUUUCACGAUAUGUGCAGGGGGCGUGUGGAACCUAACGGUCAUAACGUCCUUUGUUUCAGAUUAUUAGAAGCGAAAGGUUAUCGAAUACUACCUAUAGUGUAUACAGACUUUAAUCCAAAGGAUAAAUUGGUAAACCGAGUGAAAUAUCUUGAAGCCAGUUUGAAGAGAUUAGUGUUACAUUAAAUGACAUCCCACGUUUAGACAUUUUUCUGUAUAGCGUAUUCAAUCGUCACUAAUACAAGAUGCUAUGUAUUGGGCACACUGUUUCAUUUUUGUUUUUGAUUGUUUCAAAUUGUAUAUAAAGUAAUAAAUAAAAAGAAUUACAAAAGUU